Messenger RNA from Closterium sp. Naga37s-1, 1731 nucleotides. The record is from the annotation of a GenBank genome assembly. NCBI's taxonomy places the organism in Eukaryota, Viridiplantae, Streptophyta, Zygnematophyceae, Desmidiales, Closteriaceae.
AUGGGUGAAGUACUACUACAUUACCCUCUCGCCGCCUUCCUAUCCCUCCUCACGCGUCCUCGCGCCGUCCGUCUCGACGACGUCCCGUCGCCCGAAUUGUCGCCUCCAUCGACGUCGCCCUCGCUAUCUCCCGUCGCGGCCCUCCCCUCAGUUCGCGUCGCCACGCUACCUCUCCCCUCCCCUCCCAUCGCCCUUCCUCUCCCGUCGCCUUUCCUCUCCCGUUGCCCUUCCUCCGUCGCUUUCCUCUCCCACCGCCUUUCCUCUCCCGUUGCCCUUCCUCUCCCGUCGCUUUCCUCUCCUGCCGCCCUUCCUUCUCUCCCGCCGCCCUUCUCUCCCGUUGCCCUUCCUCUCCCGUCGCUUUCCUCUCCCGCCGCCCUUCUUUCUCUCCCGCCGCCCUUCCUUCUCUCCCGUCGCCCUUCGCUCCCGUCGCCUUUCUCUCCCGUUGCCCUUCCUACUCUCCCGUCGCCCUUCCUACUCUUCCGUCGCCCUUCCUACUCUCCCGUCGCCUUUCUCUCCCGUCGCCCUUCCUACUCUCCCGUCGCCCUUCCUCUCUCCCGUCGCCCUUCCUCUCUCCUGUCGCCUAUUCUCUCUCCCGCCGCCCUUCCUUCUUCCCGUCGCCCUUCCUCUCUCCCGUCGCCCUUUCUUUCUCCCGUCUCCUAUCCUCUCUCCCGUCACCCGUCUUCUCUCCCGUCGCCCCUCCCCUCCCGUCUUCCUCUCUUCCGUCGCCCUUCAUCUCUCCCGCCCCAUCACCCACCUCGGCGUCUUCGCGCUCGCCCCGAAAUGCCUGCCCGUCGCCCCGUGAUCGUCGGCCCCUCUCGCUUUUCCCUCGCAGCGUUACUCUCCCCGUCACAUAUGCCGUCGCUUUUUUCGUCGCUCCUCGCGGCACCCUCAUCGCCGCCUUCCCAUCACCCUCGUUGCCCUCACUCUCCCCCCAUCACCCUUUUUCUCUCGGUUUGUAUCACCCCUCUUAUCACCCUCACACUCUCCCCUCACAUCGUCCGUCACCAUCGCGUCACACUUUCUCUCUCCCCUCACAUCACCCUCCUUGUCGCCAUCGCCCUCGCCUCAAAUCGCCCUUCCUCUCUCCCUUCGCAUCACCCACGUCGCCUGGUCGUAGCCCUGUCGCCCCCCAAAUCGUCCCGUCUCCCUUUCGUUCUCCCUCUCGUUCUUCCCGUCGCCCUAGAUGCAGCCGUCGCAAUUUCCUCUCCCACCCACCAUCACCCACCCCAUCGCCUUCCCGCUCGCCACAAAACGCCUUCCCGUCCCCCACCCACUUUCUCCUCCCAUCGCCUGCCUCGUCGCCUUCUCGCUCGCACUCAACCCCCUCCCGUCGCUCUUCCUCUCUCCCUUCCCAUCACCGACCUCGUCGCCCUCAUCGCCCAUUGUAUCCACCCGGUUCAUCACCGACCUCGUCGCCUUCGCUCUUGCUAUGUAAUGCCCUCUCCGCGCCCUUCCUCCCUCCCCUCACAAUCUGUCUUUCCUCCCUGCCUCCCGUUCCUCUCUCCCCUUCCAUCCUGUCGUUCCUCUCUACCCUCCCAUCCCGUCGUUCCUCCUCUCUACCCUCCCAUCCCGUCUUUCUUCCUUUCUCCCCUCCCAUCCCGUUGUUCCUCCUCUCUUCCCUCCUAUCCCGUCGUUCUUCCUCUCUCCCCUCCCAUCCCGUCGUUCCCCCUCUCUCCCCUUCUCUCCCGUCGGCCCCCUUGUCCCCAGUCCCUUCUCUUCGCCGUCGACUAA